Miscanthus lutarioriparius is the source of this 273-nucleotide messenger RNA. Lineage: Eukaryota; Viridiplantae; Streptophyta; Magnoliopsida; Poales; Poaceae. The record is from the annotation of a GenBank genome assembly.
AUGGGAGGAGCGGGGCACAGCGUGCAUUUCUUGGACGCGUGCUUCCUCUGCCGGAAGCCGCUCGCCAGCAACCGCGACAUCUUCAUGUACAGAGGCGACACGGCGUUCUGCAGCGACGAGUGCAGGAGCGCGCAGAUUGCGGCGGACGAAGCGGCGGAGAGGAGGAAGGCCAGGGCCAAGGCGGUGACACAUGGGGCCCUGCCCGCCAAGGAAGCGGAAGGCCCACCACAGGAGCGCGGCAAGGUCCGGGCCGGGUCCAUCCAGGCCCUGUAA